Messenger RNA from Spathaspora passalidarum NRRL Y-27907, 1250 nucleotides. RefSeq names its product Arc1p (gene ARC1). The annotation marks the transcript as partial. Gene Ontology annotation, molecular function: tRNA binding. The record is from RefSeq and is a predicted model, not a curated record. NCBI's taxonomy places the organism in Eukaryota, Fungi, Ascomycota, Pichiomycetes, Serinales, Debaryomycetaceae. The transcript has a single exon. Gene Ontology annotation, cellular component: methionyl glutamyl tRNA synthetase complex.
ACCCACAAUGUCUUCAUUAAUUUCUCAAUUUCAAAAAGUCCGCUUGUCAGAAGUUUCCUCUGUUGAUGCUUCCAAGUUUCCAACCUUAAACCAAGAAGAACAAGCCCUUGCAUCUCAAUUCGAGACCUUAUCUGGUAGAUUCGAUGAGGCUGAAUCCUUGACUGUUUUAAACGAUUCCUUAAGAUCCAAGACUUACGUUGCUGGUACUGUUCCAAGCAAGUCUGAUUUAGUCGUUUUUGAAAAAGUUUUCCCAUUAGCUGGUAAAUGGACCGCUGUUGAAAAUAUCGCCAAAUACAGACACAUUCUUAGAUGGGUUGAUUUAGUUCAAAACACUUUGGUUGAUGUUCCUGAAGCUGACAAGAUCAAGAUUGAUUACAAUGUUGAAAUUCCAAGAGAAAUCAAGGAAAAGGAAAAGAAGAAACCCGCUGAAGGUCAAGCUAAGGAAGCUGCCGCUGCCGCUCCCGCCGCCGCUGCCGCCGCUACUGGCGCAGCUCCAAACGGUAAGAAGGAAUUAACCGAAGAAGAAAAGAAGGCCAGGGCUGAAGCUCAAAAGGCCAAGAAGGCAGCCAAGGCCAAGGCCAACGCUGAAAAGCAAGCUGCUGCCGCUGCUGCUGCUAAUGUUCCUGCCAACCCAUCCAUGAUUGAUUUCAGAGUUGGUUUCAUUCAAAAGGCUGAAAAGCAUCCAAAUGCCGAUUCCUUAUAUAUGUCCACCAUUGACAUGGGAGACGAAGAUGGACCAAGAAUUGUUUGUUCCGGUUUAGUCAACUACAUUCCAAUUGAAGAAAUGCAACAAAGAUACGUUAUUGUUAUUGCCAACUUGAAACCAGUCACCAUGAGAGGGGUCAAGUCAUGCGCCAUGGUCUUGUGUGCUUCUGAAGAAGGUAAGGUUGAAUUCGUCAACCCACCACCAGGUUCUAAGGCUGGUGAUAAGAUUUUCUUUGAAGGAUUCAAUGGUACUCCUGAAAAGCAAUUGAACCCAAAGAAGAAGAUCUGGGAAGCUUGUCAAGAAAGAUUCAGUACUAAUGAAAACUUUGAAGUUACUUAUACCGAAGAAGGUAAGGAACCAAAGAGAUUGGUUAACGAAAAGGGUGAAUUAUGUAAGAACUCUACAAUUGUUAAGGCUGAAGUUAAGUAGAUAUCACACUUUUUUAAUAUAUUGCAAUUUUUUUUUUUCACAGCCAAUCGACAUAAGUUUUUUUUCUGUGAGUAAUAUCAUCAUUCAUCAUCGUAAAUACAUUAGUCAUUUCCUU